UCCAUGAAGCGAUCCACAGGUGAUUUUUGUAAACACUGGACAGUCGCGGACUAGGCGGUGUGAACUUUGCAUUACUGCAUUAGCCUCUCGCUUCGACUGCACGAUGCACCGCUAGUGUUGUCAGUUACAUCGUUGUCCGGCACCUGACCGAUGCGUUCAAACCUUCACCAUGUGGAUGAAACCGGAGGAGGUUCUUCUGGCGAACGCUCUAUGGGUAACAGAACUGUCGAACCCCUUUUUCACCCUGCAGAGGCGAAAAGGUCACGGCACCAAAGGCCUAUCGUCGGUCCUAGUAGGAACACUCGAUUCGGUAUUUGACAGCAAGCCUGCGCCCUACAGAAUUCUUCAUUCAACUCCCCUCUCUGAAGUCAGCUACGUUGUAGCCACCUCGCUGUCACGUGAGGAGAUCUUCCAGAACUGGACCUGGAUUGAGCAGAAUCUUCUCGAGACACUCAGGAACUUUGACUCUGAAGAUGAGGCAACGGAGUUUGUGUGCUGCAAGAUUCGCAGCCUGGUGGCACAGCGGGAGGUUUCCCUGUUGGAGGUGGACCAGGACAAUGCCCAGUUUCGGGUCAACGCGAGCCGCUUUGCCUCCAUCUUCAACCUGCCCCCGCAGGAGAAGCUAGUCAAUUACUAUUCAUGCAGCUUCUGGAAGGGGCGCCUUCCCCAGCAGGGCUGGCUCUACCUGAGCAUGCAGCACCUGGCCUUUCAUUCGUUCCUGUUUGGGCAAACCACCCGAGUGCUGCUAAGGUGGACCGACAUCACGACCCUGGAGAGGAGCAGCAACUUUCUGUUUCCCGAGACCAUCAUGGUUGCCAGCAGACAGAAGAAGCACUAUUUUUCCAUGUUCACCAACAUCGUAGAGACGUUUGCACUCAUGGAACAGUUGGCUAACCUGGCCAUGAGACAGCUCAUCUCGGAAGAGACGUUCGAAGCGGACCAGCAGCUUUCCAGGAAACUCAGCUGCAAUGCCCCAAAGAAGCUUCCACUGCUCAAGAGAGACCUGGACGCAAGGGCACAGAGCGAGACUUAUAGGACCACGUUUUGUUUGCCGCUGGACGAGCGGCUAGACGGGAGCCUGGAGUGCUGCCUGUGGACGCCCUACAACAAGCAGGCCGUCCGUGGGAAGCUCUACCUGUCGCCAAACUACAUUUGCUUUGAAAGCCGGGUCAAAAACCUGGUGUGUCUGGUGAUCCCCCUGCGGCUACUCCAGGUUACCGAGAAGGUAGACAGUCACCACUCGCUCUCAAAUGCACUCCUGCUCACCACUAGGAACAAGGUGAACUUCCUGUUUGCUCAAAUCGAGGGGCGGGACUUCCUCAUCGAGAAGAUAUCCGAGCUGCUUGCCAAGAUUCCCCAGCCCGAGCAAAUUUCAUGUCCAGAGGAUGACAGUACGUCCCUGGCAUCUUCAAGUUCAUCCACAUCGUGGGAGCCGGAAGCGUCGCUGGCGUCGCGGUUCGAACUUCCCCGAUCGCAAGAGGCCCAGGAAGCCGAGACUCAAAAGGAGAAACAAUGGGAGGAGCACUUUGCGGAGUAUGGACGGGGUCUGUGUACUUACCGCACCAGCAAGGCCCAAGAACUGGUCUUGGCGGGCAUUCCAGACAGCCUCAGGGGAGAGCUGUGGAUGCUUUACUCUGGGGCCAUCCAUGAGUUGGAGACCCAUCCUGGCUACUAUAGGAGAGCAGUGUCCGAGAGCAUGGGCAAGCGCAACGCCACCAGCGAAGAGAUCGAGCGCGAUCUACACCGCUCGCUGCCCGAGCACCCGGCCUUCCAGAGUUCGCAGGGCAUCAAUGCCCUGCGGAGGCUUUUGAACGCAUAUGCCUGGCGCAACCCCGCCAUUGGUUACUGUCAGGCAAUGAACAUCGUGGCUUCAGUGCUGCUACUGUACGCGUCAGAAGAGGAGGCCUUCUGGCUCCUGGUAGCCCUGUGCGAGCGGCUACUCCCCGACUACUACAACACCAAGGUGGUUGGCGCACUCAUCGACCAAGGUGUACUGGAAGACCUGGCCAGGGACCACAUCCCAGAGCUUUACACCAAGCUGGACUCGCUGGGCGUGCUGUCCAUGAUUUCGCUUUCCUGGUUUCUCACCAUCUUUCUUAGUGUGAUCCCAUUUGAGUCUGCUGUCAACAUCGUUGACUGCUUCUUCUAUGACGGCGCCAAGGUGGUCUUCCAAGUGGCACUCGCCGUGCUCGAGGCCAACCAGGAGCGCCUGCUCAGUUGCAAGGACGACGGCGAGGCCAUGAUGGUGCUGUGCAGCUACCUCGAGAACGUGCACAACCCACAGGCAGCUGUCUGUUCACGGUCGGCAUUCCAGCCCACCACGGGGUCCAAGGAAACCGUGGACAUUUUGACUCUAGUCUAUGACUCGUAUAGCAAGUACGGAUUUCUCACGUCCGGCAUGAUAGAGAAGCUUCGUCUCAAGCACAGGCUUAGUGUUGUCCAGGGUCUGCAAGAUGCGAACGUGAAGAACGCAUUGAGGAGCCUUAGCUUGGACCCCCGCAUCUCGGCAUUGCUGACGCAGGACGAGCUCAGCAAUUUGGUGGCUCUCAUCAGGGAGCAACAGCUGAGCCAGCACAGCUGGGGUACGGGACCGCCAGGCGUGGCUCCACCCAAUGUUGACAGCGGAGCCCCCUACGGCGAGCAACUGUUCCACCUGGACAUGGACCAGUUCCUCAGCUUUCUCAGUGCUAUGGGCCCGUGGAGUCGUGGGGAGCAUCCGCGUCGCCUGGGCGUGCGCCUUUUCCGGCUAGCCGACGCCGACUGCGAUGGAUGGGUGAGCCUGGCCGACUUCUGUCGGAUUCUGGCCCUGUCCUCACGUGGUGACAUGGAUGACCGGCUGCGGCUUCUCUAUGGCGCUCACUUGGUUGUCUGUCAGCCAGGCGACGUUGAAGAUGCGCAACGGGACUCCGCAGACGACAGCCCUGAGCAAGAGGGUGCGGAGGUUGCCACGGAGGCCGAGGAGUACUUCAGUUCCCUUGAGGAGGGUUCUUCCGUCGACCAAAUCUUGUCAUCAUCCUCGGCUUCAGAGGGCAGCCCUGCACCAAGUUUGCAGCAGCAGCAGCAGCUGCUUCAGCAGCGCACGGAUCUCCUCGAUGCAGUGCUCCAGCGCGUCCGAGACAGUGACUCUUUCUUUGGCUCGUCCUCCCUGAGCAGCAGCUACGGAAGCACUGGUGAUCCCUCCAGGUCUUCCAGCAAACCAUCGGACAUGACUCUUCCCGACAUGAACCAGGAACAGUUUGUCCAGAUGUGGCAGACCGUGUACAACCUGUUUGUGGGCCAUCCGGACGAGCAGGACUUCUACCAUGCUCUUGCUUGCACAGGAACUGAGUUGCUGCAAAUGGGCGAGAUGAACCACGAGGCGAAGACCAAGUCGGACAAUGCAGCAGUAGAGCAUUCUGGUGGAGACAGUGCUACAUAUGGGGAAGCUUCCCGAGACAGCAGUGCCACGGCGGCCACCGUUUCGUCAGACGUCUGGGACCGGCACUGGCACAUCAGCUUCCAGCAAUUCCGAGCGUGCCUGCACAAGGAUGAACACCUGGCGAGCUUUUUUGACACCAAGACACCCGUGUCCAGCGCUCUAGAGGAGCUUCGCAGCAGCCGUAUCCUGCAGCGGGCCUCCAGCACGCCUCCACUCACAGGUGCCAUCAAGGUCUGAUGAAGCUCCACGAUUCCAUCCGAGUGCUGUGUUGAGUCACUGCUCUCUGCCUAGGAGACAUGAUGGCCUGAACGCUGUAGUGGUGACAGUUCCGUGAGCGAGUGCUUCCAACUGUACCACACUUGCAUGUGCCGUGCAAGUAGAAAAGGUGUAAAUAUUUGUUUGGACGCCAAAUACUGUUUUGUACCAUAUUGUUAACGGCCGUCUACGACCUUGUUUACUAAACGUAAGUUUAGUGUUGCAUGACUCAGUCACUACUGCGUCUUCUGGACCUGUAGGAGUCUCAGCUUUGCGAGCCUCGUAUAAAAAAGAAAGACCCGGCAGCAGGCAACAAUCUGAUUCCCGAAGGAUGAGACGGCCUGAAUAACUGUACGGUUGGAAGGAGACUGCCAACAAACUGCCAUGCAUAGCUGAAGAAUUGAACUGCUUAACUCUUCAACAAACGUCCUCACAGAGAACAUGUUGGAAAUAAACAGCCACAUGCUAGCAGGAGGUCUUAGUUCACAGAGCAGGGCCGGAGGGUGCCAGUAUGGUUGGAGUUUGGGCACGAUUCGUAUUUGGACUGGACAGUUUGCCGUCAGUUUGGCUGUUUACCAACUUCCCGAGAGCUCAAGUGCUUUGCUGGACUUGCGAUAACUCAAGUUGUCUGCGCACCUUGAACUAUCUCUUUGGUGGCCUGAGUUCUCUACUGUGGCACCCUAGGAAGUUUUGGGAAUGAUCCUUGUUCCAUACAUCGGCUCCUGUUACAAUACAUUCUUUUUGUGACAACCUCCAGAGGCAUGUGUCAAGGAAAAGGGGGCCACAAGUCGUAGCUGAACACCUUUUCUUGUAUGGCUUGUCCUACUGUUCAUUUCCACAGAGAAUUGAAAAACUUUCAGAAUUGUUAGUGUUGUGCUACUGGAAGGGGCCUGCUGCACCUCUGUGUUCCACACCGCUUCGCUACUUCCUGUAUGAAUGAAUGUUGUGUAAAAGUGCUCUUUUGGGAGCCGAAAAAAGUGCCAUUGACCAAGAAUUGAUUUUGCGGAGCAGAUGGCCGUAUAUUUUGUGCAAGCCAUGGUGCCGUCCUUCAAUUGUCUUUCUUUCAUGCACCGACGUGGAAGCAAAGAGUGCGCAUGUGUAUAGCGCAACUGUAUUGCUCUGAUGUGUAAAAGGAUGUGUAUAAAACUUCUGACCAGUAUUGAGCUACCCGCACACGACGUCUGAAAUUUCGAUGUAGGCGUUGCUGAAGUGGUGUACUCUGUAAUUUGCACCCUGAGCGGUGUAAAGCUGCACGGUUACUUUAUGCCCUCUGUGAUGCUGAAUUACGCGGCUUGCUCUUUUACACUAUUUUUGGUGUAAAAUUAUGCUCUUUGUUCAAUAACUUUGUCAUGCAGAGGUAAAAACAAUUGUUACUCCCUCUUUAUUUUGAUGCUGAUUGCCCAGUACUUUACAGCUGAAAAUUCUAUGAGACUCUCGAAGAAGCUGUAGCGCCGCUGACGGGGGUGUCGUAGCAUUGUUGAAAGGUGUGCAAGAAUGAUGGUGAAAAGACGGCUGUGGGGCAAAAACAAAAAAAUAUGAUUGCAUACAGGAGGGUGUAAAAGAUCCGAGACUGCACUGUGUGAAAAUGACUUUCUCAAUUUCUGUGGGCGUUGGUUUCUUUUUUAGCACGUUAUCUCGCACUCAUUUAGUUGAACUCGACGAAGGCAGUUGUACUGCAACAUGAGUCUUUUCCUGACGCAACAGUAAUCUUCGUCUGACUUGAAUGCUUUUUCUUUCUUUGACACUGCAUACCCCAGUGACAUUCAGGUCAGGAAUUGUAUUUGCGCUUUCGUUUAACAUCAUGGCAUUUUUUAUAUUAGAGAAGCGAAAGAGUUUUCCGAACAGAAACUGCAAGUAAGCUGGGUGACUGUUAUUGUUCUGGGACAAACAAAAAGACACCACAGAGAGUGUGUGUGUGCGUUUUGUGUGUGUGUGCAUGUGUAUGUGUGUCACUUGCAACUGGUAACAUAGAAGCGACACAAAGUAACUGAUGUUUGCACCGGCAGGCGUUACAUUCAUCUCGGUGAAACGUAGGCGUGUGCAAAUAUUCCAGCACUUCGAAUCUUUGAACAAAUAGUAACACGUUCAAAUUUAAAGGGGCUCUGCAACACUUAUUCAAGUAGCCACGAAAUGGUUUCAGUAAAGGAGCCUACUGCCUCACAAAUUCACUGUCUCAAACAUUUUUAAAAUCCAUCCAGUACGAGCGGAGUUGCAAAGAUUUUUCACACAGUGCUAUGUCCCGACAAAAGCACUGGAAGCUAAGCAGGGAGCGACAGCACGGAGGGGGGGGGGGGAAUCACAAGUACGUCACGUGUUACUUGUGAUCUCGAGCGCUUUUUCUUUGUUUUUUCCUGUUUUUUAGAGUAUGCAGCUUUUCACUGACCAAGUGUGCCAUGCUCAAAUCACUCAAUGGCUGAUACAGUGGCUGCAACGAGAGAUUUUUGAGCUUGUUCCGUCAUUUGUCGAGAGAAGAGACGGCAGUUUCUAGCUGACUGAGAAUUUAUUGUGAAUUCCAGGUUAUGUGGUUAUGUGGUCCAGGUUAUAUUUAGCUCGCGUGUUUUCGGGAGCCUCUACUACUGAUUAGCAGCAUUUUCUGACGAUGCUCUAAAAGUGUUGCAGGGCCCUUAUAAAUUAUCGGAAAUUUCGAAGUGUUCGAACCGAACGAGUAGGAAUGCAUAAUGUAUUAAUCUUCCUGUAAACUCCUGUAAAGGUGAUUUCACUACUCUUGAAGGGUGCUAUACCAUGAAUACACAUUUCCAGGGAAAGCUGCACUGCCGCAAAGCCCCACUUUAGAGUAAAUGCACAUACACUCAAACCUCAUUAUAACAAAGUUGCAUCUUACACAAAAAUAAGUUCGUUAUAUCCGAAAAUUUGCUAUAAAGGUUUAUUCCUAAUUCUAUAUCUAUUGCAAGACUAAUUUUUAUUUACUUUGUUAUAACCAGUAUUUCGUUAUAUCUGAGUUCAUUAUAACCGGGUUCGUUAUAUCGAAGUCUAAGUGUAUUACCCUCACAUCAUUUUUUCCUCAUUUAAGUUUAAACUGCCUUACUAUAAGGCCUAAAUGCUCCAAGUAUAGUAAAAUUUAAAUAUGGAUCAUGUUUUACCUGUUAUCGCUAGCAUUCUACCGAAGUCAAACCUUGCUGCGAUUCAAAGUUGCUUUGACUCUCUUUUAACAAAAAAAAACGACAUUUGUGCAUGCCCUGUUUCAAUAUUUUAAAAAUAUUAUGCAAUUAUGUUGGGUCGUCACUUAUAUGCUCAUGUUUCUUUAUAAUAUGCGACUUACACUACUCAAAUUUAAUUCAAAAUUAUUUGAACUAAAUCACUAUUUGCUUCAAAUUAACUUUGUACCUAAAAUGAACUAUUCGUACAAGCCUAGUGAAAUGCCUCGCCAUUGUGACACCUUUCAUGUCUAUUCAUUCCGCCAUCACCUCGUAAAAGAACUGGACGUUCUAUUGUUGCGCGUCUCGUCUGUUCACCGGCUUUGCGAUGCAGUUGCACGGCUGACAAAUCCAGCAGCGCGCGACUGAGCCAAGACUGUCGCAUUUCAAUCAAAGCUAACAUUCACGACCAACUUGGUCGCGUCCGCUGCUAGUUGCCGAUGUGAUGGAUGUGCAUUUACUAACGGGUCAGAGCAGUUGUCACUUUUGAGGCGCUUCCACAUGCAAAAUUCCCACGCGACCUACAGUGCCAAGUUGCGGAGCUUCAAAUGCGGGAAUGACCACAUGACAUUUGGAGACAACUCUAAAUACUCAUUGAUACGGAAUAUGUUGUCCUUGCACAGUUCAUAAGAGAGCUGUUUGAGACAACAUACUCUGUAUCAAUGAGUAAUUGAGUAGUCUCCAAAUGUCACGUGGUCAUUCCCACAUUUUGAAGCUCCGCAACUCGGCACUGUAGGUCGAGUAGCAGUUUUGCAACCUGUGCGGUGCGCCCUAUUUUUCAGCUUUUGUUUCUUUCUUCUUUAUUUUUUAUUGAUAAUGGCGAGAAGAGGGCCACAAAUGUCUAUCCUGGCAUCCCGCAUCACUCACGAGCUGUUCGUUCACGUUUCGUACUCUCUGGAACUGCCCAUCUGUUGCCUCCAAUUUGACUGGUAGGCUGCUCAAUUUCGCACAUUUAUAUUUGACGUAUUUUAGAUAAUUAUGCUCACAUAAGUGUCAACUAUUUUGGUAGUGUCCUUAACGUCUGUGUGCUGCAUCUGUAUUUUGGGUUGUGCACCUUGACUGCCUGGGUUGCCGUUGUGACGGCCAAUUUAGACGAGGUCUGUUGGAGUAGGCUGCAAUGACAAGGUUGAAAUGUUGCCUAACACACGUUCCACUGACGUCAAACUUUUACAUGCAAUUGGAGCUUGACUGCAUUUUAUGGUUCAACACACCAGUUUAAGAAACUAACUUACUUUGUUUUUACUGAAGCAUUUUCAGUAGCGUGAAUGUACAGACUGUAACAUUGGAAUGCGAAGAUCGUAAGCUCUUUAGUUGGAUACAAUUUUAGGAGUUCACGGUGUUUCUUCUGCAAUGGCGGAUGCACACAAACCUGGACCAAUGGACGCGCACUCCAUAGUGAUGUUAAAACUGUGUGCAAUAUGUAUAAUGGUAGCCUUGUAAGAUUUAACACGUAAUUUUAUUUUGAGGAUUUUUUGUGAAUUUAUAGCUACAGCUAUGUUUUAACUAUGUGUUAGCCAAAAAAAAAAAAAAGCUUCAUUCGGCAUGUGUGCUAUGCUAAUGCAGAUGAGAAAGUUUUGCUUCUCUUUAAUCAAACCAGUGCUUUUUUUUUAUGCGGAUUAGAAGGUGUGUGUCGGUAUUACGGAUACAUGCAUGUCGCACCUAGUGUGUAGUGUGGGUGACCCAUGUGCUCUGAUUCAAUACAAAAUACUUGCAGCUCAUCAGGCUGGUGUUGUAACGAGGUCUAUAAAUAUCGAUGGGUCAGUAA
This is a messenger RNA of Rhipicephalus microplus (southern cattle tick), 8593 nucleotides long. RefSeq names its product TBC1 domain family member 8/9 (gene Tbc1d8-9). Gene Ontology annotation, molecular function: calcium ion binding. NCBI's taxonomy places the organism in Eukaryota, Metazoa, Arthropoda, Arachnida, Ixodida, Ixodidae. The record is from RefSeq and is a predicted model, not a curated record.